GCGGCACCGGCCUCGCACGGCGGCGCCGCGGGAGCCGCCGCAGCCCCGCCAUGGCCAAGGAGGGAGCGCAGCGAGCCGAGGAGACGGAGCAGAUGAUCGACAAGGAGGGCGGCAGGGAGGCGGCCGAGGGCGGCGCGGGCGGCAGCCUGCGCGCCGGGGACGCCAAGGAGAUGCGAGCCGUGGUGCUCUCCGCCUUCGGGGGGCUCAACAAGCUCCGCGUGUCCAAGAAAGCCAUGCCGGAGCCGCAGGAGGGCGAGCUGAAGAUCCGCGUCAAAGCCUGCUGAUUCCCUCUAAGUUCCAGAUUCUCAACAUGAAGAAGGAGGAUACUCCCCACGGCACUGUGGGGAGUAUUCUGCCCAGAAUUAGCCCAUUUCUAGACAUGAGCGAGACUCGCCCAAAGCUGCCACCAGUUGCCCUGAAACAGAGCUUGUUUCGGGUUUCCCCACCAGAGAUGGUAUUUCAGAACUUCGUCGCCCAUGAGGUCUCUGAAAUGGCACUGUCCUUCAUGAAUAAGGACAAGAUUUCUGGGAUGGUGAAGGUCUGCAUGGAGAGCUCACCUUAUUUCGAGCUGGCGUGCCCCAGUGAUGUGUACCACAUCGUGCCACCGGGCGCGUCUGCCCGUGUGCGCAUCCGCUUUACCCCUGAUGAGAUCAAGGAUUAUUCCCACGAGCUCGUCUGCAUGACUGCAAAGGAAAGGAUAGUUGUGCCAAUUCGGGCCAUUGGUGCCAAAGCUAUCCUGGAAUUCCCUGACCACCUGGACUUCCUGAAGUGUCCAGUCAAGUACAGCACCCAGAAGACUCUGCUGGUUCGCAACACUGGUAACCUGGAAGCUCAUUACCAGCUGAGCACCCAGAGUCCUUUCUUCGUGGUUCCAGCCACGGGAACUCUGGGCGCUGGUGACAGCAUGCAGGUGACAGUGGGAUUUCACCCGCUGACGAAUGGUGACCAUUUCGGGUCCCUGGUAGCGUGCUGCAACACAGGUGAAGAAAGGAUCCACACAAAGCUCCAUGGAGAAGCUGUAGAUCUCAACCUUGGGUUGAGCACAAGUUCCGUGGAGGUUGAGAAGACUUUCAUCACCAUGUCAAACCACACAACCGUGUUCAUCGAAAACAGGAGUAACAUCACAGCCCACUUCCAGUGGAAGACUUUUCUUGAUGAGGAAGACGAGAAUGAAGUGAAGAGGAGGCAGUGUAAUUCGCUGCGCGUGCCAAGUGAGGUGUGGGUGGAAACUUCCAUGGAGGAGGAAAAAAUACGGAAGGUGAAGGGCUUUUGUAAAGAUCGCAUUGGCAUCCUGAAGAGCGUGGUCGAGGAGGAGGUGGCAAAGGUGCAACAAGACCCCAUGCUGUUCUCCGAUGAAGUUUUUUUCAUUGAGCCAUUGGAGGGAGAAAUUGGGCCGCAUUGUUCGGCCGAAAUCAAGGUGACCUUCAAACCCCUAGAGGCACUGAAGUACCAAAGUAUGGCUUACUGCAAUAUCUCAGGCCGUGAGAGCAGGAUGACCCUUCGCCUCAAAGGGGAAGGCCAAGGACCUUUGCUUGAAUUCAGCUGUCCUUCACUGAAUCUUGGGAAAAUUCUUGUUGACACCCUCCACGUCUAUGAGGUGAAGCUGAUUAACCAAGGAGCUAUUGAUGCUCCCUUCACCUAUAUCCCUUCAACCAGGAAGGGAUUCUGCUUCAAGUUUGCACCUGAGGAGGGCAUCAUUGCACCAGGUGGGAUCCAGACUAUUCAGAUCUCCUUCAAUGCCACCGUGUUGGGGAUGUUUGAGGAAGAAUUCCAGUUCAGUGUGGCUGGAUCUCCUACGCCUGCCAUCCUGACCAUCAGGGGGUGUGUCGCUGGACCGACUUUACACUUCAAUGUCGAUGAGCUCAGCUUCGGGGACAUCUCCUUUGGCUUUCCCUACACCAAGAGCUUUCGCCUGACUAACACCUGCCCGGUGCCCGUGACGUUCAAGCUCCGCAUGUUGGACGAUGACACGCAGCCUGCUGUGAAUAGCUGUGAUCAAAUACACAGCGACAGUGACCCAUCCGGGACGGAGGGAAUUCAUUUUUUCCCGGAGCCAAGAGAGUUUACAAUGAAUCCCAUGCAAGGGACCAUCCUCCCCCAGGGACACCGGGAUAUCAAGGUGACCAUGUGUUCCAAAACCGUGAUGGAAUUCUGCCGGAAAAUGCUGGUGGACCUGGAGGGUAUUGGCGAGGGAGUGGCAUCCCUGACCAUCACAGCCAGCUGGACAUGA
Vidua macroura (Pin-tailed whydah) is the source of this 2230-nucleotide messenger RNA. RefSeq names its product hydrocephalus-inducing protein homolog. Gene Ontology annotation, cellular component: axoneme. Gene Ontology annotation, biological process: cilium movement; axonemal central apparatus assembly. The record is from RefSeq and is a predicted model, not a curated record. Bases 311 to 2230 code for a protein of 639 amino acids. The transcript has 15 exons. Lineage: Eukaryota; Metazoa; Chordata; Aves; Passeriformes; Viduidae.